This is a messenger RNA of Colletotrichum lupini, 1122 nucleotides long. RefSeq lists its product as uncharacterized. Lineage: Eukaryota; Fungi; Ascomycota; Sordariomycetes; Glomerellales; Glomerellaceae. The annotation marks the transcript as partial. The transcript has 5 exons. The record is from RefSeq and is a predicted model, not a curated record.
GGCAACCCGUCGGUUGACGUUGUGACCCCGACGCCGACCACGGCUGAAGGAGGCCUUUCCACUGGGAUCAAAAAGCUGAAAGUUCUCCCGGCCCCCCUGGCUCAGAGAGACUCCGCUUUCGAUAUGCCUUCCGUGACGAACGUGGCCCCCGUGGCGCAAGACACACACGCAAAGGCCUCAUUCUAUGGGGAUUUGAUAGACUACACCGAUGACGAACUCUACCCGGCGGCUGCUCGGAUGCUCGAGUCGGCGGCUGUCAGAAACAAUGGGGCCGGACCGAUCCGAGGCGACUACACAGCACACGGAGGCCACCGAAGUGGGGGCCGGGCCUUGCUCUCCAUUCACAAGGAGGCAAGACAAAGCACGCUACCUCACCGAUUCAUCUUUGUCGCCUUUACACAAACACACAACCGCCUUUUUGGAACCACCGGGUUCAGAGUGACAAAGGACGCUGACCAUCACGGCGCGAUUGUUAACCUUACUCGAUCCGACGAGGUAUUUGCGAUGGGUGGCCCGCGCGAUCAGCUGCACGCCAUGAUUGAUGGGGUGCUUGGCGAGAACGACGGCCAACACAUGAUUGGCAUCCUGAAAAUGCGAAAGAAGUGGGUGUAUGAGGACGACGGCAAGGAGGCCCAUCGUAGCUUCAUCCGCGUCGCACGAGAGGCGGGGUCAGGUCCGCUGAACUUGGGGCAUGAGAUCCAGAAGCGAGCCGCGGUCAACCAGCUAUCCGGUGACUUGGUCAAACGCCUGCUCACUUUCCAGGUUGAGGCCGCGUCCUCUGAACAAGUCCCGUUCGUCCUGAUUGCCGCUGUGUGUUACAGGAACGAGUCGACACCGGUUCGAAUCCGCCUCUUCACUUGCCGAGGUGUUGAAUUCCCCCCUCAUUACGAGGCAACCUAUAAUGGUUCCGACUGGGAGAUUGGCGCCGUUGGUCACACAUACUUUAUGCUCCAUGUGCAGAGUAAUAUCCAGGUCACCAAGAUCACGCCGCACAUGCACAACAUCAUCACUGGUCGCGUUUCUGGCACGCAUGAGCAUGUGGUGGGAGACGAGAAAAGGCACAGAUUACCCAGGAAUGAAGAGGACCACUUGGUGGUUGCUGAGCGCCGCAGGGCUGAGUGA